Molecule: messenger RNA, 7569 nt
Organism: Odontomachus brunneus
Lineage: Eukaryota; Metazoa; Arthropoda; Insecta; Hymenoptera; Formicidae
Gene: NLG-4
Product: neuroligin-4, Y-linked-like
Exons: 14
Coding region: 1579-4320 (913 amino acids)
Biological process (GO): synaptic vesicle endocytosis; neuron cell-cell adhesion; chemical synaptic transmission
Cellular component (GO): synapse; cell surface; postsynaptic membrane
Molecular function (GO): neurexin family protein binding; signaling receptor activity
Source: RefSeq, a predicted model, not a curated record
CGUCUCGCGAGCUUCGCGGCGACGUUGGAUACGUCGCGUCGGGUAUCGCGCCACCCUCCGUCGUCCAAGGGUGGCCCCGCUGCGUCGUUCUCUCUCCUACGGGGUUCGCCCUCGGGGCUCGGAAUAAUCACGGCGUCGCGCCGCGUCGCGGCGCCACGACGCCGAAUGCACGCGCGCGGACGUCUCGUCGCCGGCCCUACGAGGCUCGACGCGCUCUCUCCGGAGACUCGCUUCCGGUAGACGCGCAUCGCAACACCGCCGAUUCAAACGUUCGGCUACGACGUCCUGGUGGAGAUGUGACGUGGUGCUGUAUCGUCCGAAGACGACGACGUCGGUGAAACGCGCCGCUCCGGGGAACCGCUCCGGUGAUUUACGGCUGGUUAAGAAUGUUCGCGAAGCCCGUGCAGCCCGUCGCCGUUGUCCGUGUUGUGUGAGCGAGCGAGACAGACAGACAGCCGGAGCCGUGGAUCGAGAUAUGUCAUAAUUAUUCCGCGGCGGAGGUCGAUCCUAUCGUACGCGCAAACCUACUGCUCGCGGAAAGGCGAAGCGAUAAGGGUGUAAAAAUAACAAAAAAGAGAGAAGGAAAUUUAAACAACACAUGUUUUCGCUGACGAGACCAUUUCCAUUUGUGUGAUUAACAAGAAACGCGUCGAAUCAACGUGUCGGUGAUAUCGGGGAUUGUUGAACAAAUUUUUCCCCGCUUCCUCCCCGACACACACACACAUACAUACAUGCACACGGGACGAAAAACAAAUUAAUCGGCUGAAGGAGGAUAGAGAACGUUGCGAUAAAGAAGAUUCGUACACGCCGUGGACUCCUGCAGUGCGCGGGUUGAUAUCAGAAAUUUGCGUGUUAAUAUCUCGCUCGACUUUCGGCCGUCGCCGUCUCGCUCACGAGACAGGGUGGAAUUGCGCGUUUCGCGAUUAGUGUGUGUGCGUUUUGCAGUGAUCGCCGGAGAAAUGUGCCGAGUUCAGUGCGUGAAGUUCUGUCGGUUUCGAUCCCAUUCAAUGGAGUUCCGUUCCCGAAUGGACAGUGCGAGCGACGUUCGGCGUCUGUGAUUCGAGUUCGUUCGAAAUUCAAUCAAUAAAUUAUUAGUCUAGAAUAAUAAAAAAAAAAUCGUUGAUUGUACAAAUUGGUCCACGAGCCGCGGAUUGGGUAAUGCAGGCAUUUCGCGAAUUGUAACUUGCAAAUGGUGUGUUCGAGUGGCGCGUUGAGAGCGCGAAAUGAUAACGAGCAAUUAUCCCGGUAAUUAAUUUGAGAUAACGGUCAGUGAUUCGAUGGAUUUUUUUUAACGAAUAAACGCAUGAGAAGAAGAUGCCAAGGAAGAUUUCGGGUUGAGAUCGCCAACGUUGCUCCUCGACUACCCGGCAGGUCUCAGAAAGGCAAAGAGGCUAAUCGAGGUCCAUGACCCGCACGAAUGAAGUGCCCACCACCAGGACGACGGAGGCACGGCGGGGUCGCAGUUAAUCGCGCGGACGUAAAUGAGGAACGAUCGUUGCGGAGCCGCGCGGAGGUGAUCCAUAGAUCGUGUCGGGCGUGAUCAGUUGCGGGUAGCACGGGCGAGGGGAGGGUGGCAAGAUGGAACUCUUCUUGAUACUCGUUUGCCUGAUCGCGCCGCCCGCCCUCUCGCUCUCCAUCAAGAGCAAGCUCAAUUCACGGAUCGUGCAGACGCGCUACGGCGAAGUGCAGGGCGUCACGAGGACCUUCGAGUACCCCAAGUUCCUCAAGCCGAUCGACGUGUACCUCGGUAUACCCUACGCCACACCACCGGUCGGCAGCAACCGCUUCUCCCCAACGAGAGCGCCGAGUCCUUGGGAGGGAGUCAGAUUAUUGGAUUCGGUGGGUCCAGUCUGUCCCCAAAAGCUGCCGGACAUCGCGAACGAACAGGAAGCGCUCGAGCGAAUGCCUAAGGGAAGGCUCGAGUAUCUGAAGAGACUGUUGCCACAUCUGCGUAACCAGAGCGAGGACUGCCUCUAUCUGAAUAUCUACGCACCUGCUAUGGGCACAGCGGAGGGCGGUAGAAAGCAUCCGGUGUUGCUGUACAUUCACGGUGAGAGCUACGACUGGGGCAGCGGAAACCCCUACGACGGCAGCGUCCUGGCUAGCUACACCGACCAAGUGAUCGUCACCAUGAACUACCGGCUGGGCGUGCUCGGUUUCCUGAACGCCAACGUGGCGCCGCAGACCAAGGCGAGAGUCGCGAAUUACGGGAUCAUGGAUCAAAUUGCCGCCUUGCAUUGGGUUCAGCAACAUAUCGCCCUGUUCGGCGGGGAUGCCGACAACGUCACCCUCAUGGGUCAGGGCACCGGAGCCGCUUGCGUACACUUUCUCGCCAUCAGUCCCACCGUUAUGCGAGGACUAUUCAAGCGAGCUAUACUACUAUCGGGAAGCGCCCUUUCAUCUUGGGCAGUAGUGGAAGAUCCAGUGUCCUACGCUCUGAAACUGGCCAAAGCUGUCAACUGCUCUAUUCCCGAUGACCUCCUCAAAGACAAUGAGCUGAUAGUCGAUUGUCUGAGAAAGAGCAGCCUAGAAGAGCUGAUGCAGGUCGACAUUCAACCGCCGACGUUUCUUAGUGCGUUCGGCCCAAGUGUCGAUGGUGUAGUUAUCAAGCCAGAUUUCCAAAAGGACCUACUAUCCUAUCUGGGUCCUGAAUUUCAAGGAUUCGGUCCCCUUCCGAAGAAAGCUGAGCACGGCGCACCUAUCACGAGCAACAACAAGUACGACUUGCUGUUUGGGGUGACAACGAGCGAAGCUCUGUGGAAGUUCGCGGAGAAGGAUGUCUUGCAAGGAUUCGAGGGGGAAAGGAGAGAUAGGAUCAUCCGCACAUACGUCAGAAACGCCUACGUCUAUCAUCUCACAGAAAUCUUUUAUACGGUGGUGAACGAGUACACCGAUUGGGAACGAACGGUACAACAUCCCGUCAACACAAAAGAGGCGUGCGUACAGGCGCUGAGCGACGCGCAAUUUGUAGCGCCGUUGGUACAAACCGGAGAUCUCUUCACCCUGAGGCACACCAAAAAGCCGAACAAUCCCCAUAUCGCACCGGUCCCUGACAGCGAGAAAGAGCCUAUGCCAAAAACUUACUUCUACGUGUUCGAUUAUCAGAUGAAGGACGGAGAUUACCCUCAGAAGAUGGGCUCCGUGCACGGAGAGGAGCUGCCAUUCGUCUUCGGGGCGCCACUGUGGGUCGAAGGCUUCGGUCAUUUUCCGAAAAAUUACACGAGAUUGGAAAUGGCACUUUCAGAGAGCAUCAUGCAGUACUUCGCAAACUUCGUGAAGACCGGAAAUCCAAACAUCAUCGAUCAUCAUGGUAGAAACGACACUGUCUUGCCGGCCAGCAGAGAGAAGAGUCGAUUUCGCAGCUUGUCGUGGGAGCAGUACGACCCAGUGCACCAAAAGUACUUGGAAAUUGGAAUGAAGCCGAAGAUGAAGAAUCAUUACAGGGCGCAUCAGCUAUCGGUCUGGCUGCGCCUCGUCCCAGAGCUUCAUCGUGCCGGAAUGGAGGAUGUUGAUUCCAGGCACAACCUGUUCCGCGGCCACAGUGACCCCGGUUUGUAUGACGGUUCUGUGAGGCCGGAUCCCCUCAGCAGGAUCAGCGAGGAGUUCAAGAGGAAGAACCUUAGCACGGAACCGCCGACCACGACCGAUUACAGCAUGACCACUUGUGUCAGCCUCAUCCAGAGCACCAAUCUUCAGAACGUUCAUAACGCCAGCACCGAUACUUUAGCCAGCCUGGACGCAGCUGGUUACGCGGCAUAUUCGACGGCUUUGAGCGUGACAAUCGCGAUCGGCUGCAGCCUGUUGAUCUUGAACGUCCUAAUUUUCGCCGGCGUCUAUUAUCAGAGGGAUAAAACGCGGCUCGAGGUGAAGAGUCUUCAGCAGCAGCAGUUGUUAAAUCAACAAUGCGGCCCUCGCGGCUUCACCGAGCUGAAACAACCACCACCACCGCAUUCCCAUUAUGCCGGUGGAGGCCAAGUGAUUGUCGACGUUGAGAAUGAAAUGUUAAGAAGGAAUGUAAUGAAAGGAGGUCCUAAUGAUCCGAACGCUCCUUUCCAAGGCCAAGGUACUCAUACGCUGCCUCACCAGCAUCAUUAUCAAAAGCAGCAUCAACAGCAACACGCCACUCUUCCUCGAGCCUCAGUCAUUCAAGACAUCAACACGCAAACUCAAGGUCCCCCGAACGGAUCAAUCCACCUGACGGUGCCACGAGCUCCUCCGCCACCUAGGGCGAAGAGCCCGCCGGAAAACCAACCCCUGCUGCAGAGCGCGACGGUGUCGAGUCGCGUGUCGCAGGCGACGAUGAAUGAGAUGCGAGUGUGAUGCUUGGACCCCCCUCCGAAGCCAGUCGUUCCGGAUGUCCUCACGGCGUCGACCUUGCUCUAGGCGGCUCGCCGCAGGCCUGCUGAAGCGAAUCCUCCAAGGGUCAUCGUUUGUUCAGCGGACCGACGCGGGAUAUCCCGAGGAACGCGAGCUCCGGACGAACGGAGGGGGGUGCUGGAGAAGGCCUCCUCAUCGCUGAGGAGUGACCGAAGAAUCGAAAUCACGUCUACCGAACACGAAAAAGAGAACAGGGAUUCAUCGAGUCGCGUCAUCGCGAGUUCAAAGCUGCGGGAAUCACACAGUGAAUCCAGUGAAACGCGACUCAAAGACAUGUGAUCUUUUUCCCUUUUUUUCCGCCUCGCGCGCGAUCUUUGUGAAUUCUUGUAUCUAGAUUUUUCACGACACGGAACGUAAAAUGCGCUUUUACACAGAGAUAAGAGAACAAAUGGAGUUUUAAGACUCGUCUCUCGUAAAAUCGCAAUACACUCUUGAUUUUUACGUGACCGGGGUGUUUGGUAAAAAAAAGCGCGGCUCUCAUUAUGAGUAACACUUGCGAAGGUCUUGAGGAAGAGAUCUUCAGUCACGAUAAUCAAUAAUCGAACCCGUGAUGCAUGAAAGAAUCAAAAGAAGACCGACGACGCCUUGCUCGAAUCGGUAGACAUCGACGAAUAUUUGCGGAGUCAAGUAUCAAGAAGAGAGAGAGAGAGAGAGAGAGAGAGAGAGAGAGAGAGAGACAGAGAGAGAGAGAGAAUGGCAAGUCAGGACGCCCGUCUUGAACUGAUCGAAAGCUUAAUCAAAUUCUGCGCGAAGGAAUCAAACGUGACACAUUCUGCAUAGUUAGUUGAUAAUAAAAAAAAAGAAAGAUAAGAAAACAAAAACUCUAGUCGUUAAAGGAGACGGGAUGAGUGGUGGUGGGCGGCUCAAUGCGAAUCAAUGGCGACGAAGACACAGUGUAAAAAUGAAAUACUAGCCACUACGAUGUUAGAUGUUCCUUGUACAUAACGUGAAUUUAUACCAUAAGGACGCCAAAGUUUGCUACUUUGUAAGAGAACGGUAUUUGCAUUAUCUUUCAUUCGUAUGUUUCUCGUAUGUUUCUCGGUUAAUAUAUCGACGUCCACGCAUGACGUCAUGUUGUACGAGUGUAAGGGAGAAAUUUCGGGAGCAUAUAAUGAGCGAGCUUAUUCAUCGACAACAAACAGACAUCGCGCUUCUCUGAGUUUUCGAAACUUUCGAGUCCUCGAAUUAUCGGUAUUUCGCAUUACUUCGUAAUGUUUGCCCACGAAGUUCUUCUCUCCUUUUCAUGUUCCUCUUUAGCUUAGAUUUCGUGGGAAAUAUUGAUUCUCGCACAGGGCGUUCGAGUUCCCUGCGCGUUCAUGAUCAUAACUAAACAUAAAUUGAAAUUAACUGACUGACGCGAAAGGAUUCCGUCGAUGAGAGCGAUGCCGCUCAUUACCGUUGCUCUAAUUAAUGCCGACUGCCAUUCGGGGUGGCUUUAUUGCGUGGAUGUGUGUACUGCACGUAUUGAGUUAUGAUAUAUGAUACGCACAUAAUAUGAUCUUUGUAUCCUCUUCAUGUACACGUAUUCCCUCAUGUGUGUUAUAUAUAUGAAGGAUGACCGAACAGUUUCUUAAAUGAUUUGCCGCGAACUUUCUGAUUUUCUCGACUGCUCCUUCUUUGUUUUUCUCGCAAUGUGAUCUCUUACUGUGCAAUGUAAACCGAGACCGCGUGCAGAAAACUACGUGAACGCUAUUCUUCUCUUUCCUAUCUUUCGCACUUCUUUUGAAUCCUUGAGACUUUACUAAGCGGUCAUCCUUAUUAUAUAGAGUGUUUCACACUCGGCAUACCAUUCGCGACAGUCCAACCCCUUUUAGAAUUGUCAUUCCCCUCGUAAGACACAAUCAAACGUCGUCUUGAUCAACUGGUGUCGAUUCUUCGAAGUUUGACUUCCAUUGGAUACACCGUGUACGUGAUUACAUUUUUUGUAUAAAUAUACAUAUAUAAAUACGUAUAAGUGUAAAAUAAAGACUAACGUAAAUCUGUUAUGCGUAAUACACUGCCACAAGACUAUAGAAAUUAACGAGAAGAUCUCACGAGACCUGCGAUUCUUUUCAUCUUUUACGAGAUAACUGCUUUGAGCGAUUUUGCAAAAUAAAUUCAUAUAUUUAUUUAAACGUAUUAAUUGCAUAAGUAUAUACAUAUGUGUAUGCACAUGUGUGCAUCGUUGCGAAGUGCGUUUUCACAGGCGCUGGUCGGACAAAAAUCAUCUCUUAACAUCCAUCGUUUUGCAAAUUUUCUUACAUAAAAUCAAUAACAAGUUUUUGAAGAUGAAAAGAAUUGGUAAGCUGACUGUCAUUAAAAUCCCUUUCGCGAGGAUCGAUUUAUCGAGAAUUCGACAGAGGAAAGUCAAAGUUUUUGUACAUAAGCGUCUUUGCUAAACGUGAUAUCAAAGAACUCGUUUUGCUUGCUUUCUGCGCAAAACGGCGGUCGCGGCCACGAAGUGACUUAGUUAGCUCCUGGUGUAUCCUUGGAUCCUUAGAUAAUCAAAGGAUCUUACCGUCCUAGAGGGAUCUUCUACUUUUUUAAUCGAACGGUUCCAAGCUCGUAGAACGGAUGAAUCUUCAAUUAGCUGGGGAAAGCUUCGCUCAGAACACACGAGUACGAAUCCUAAGAUACAAAGGACGGAUUCUAAAGAUGCAAAAAGGAAAAGAAAAUAGAUUGGAGCCGCGACGCCUUACGGAACAAUCGCGAUUCGUGUCCGAGAUUGGAAUUUUCAAAACAAAACGAAAAAUGCGGAAAAAAGGAACGACGCCAUCUCGCCGAACGUAAAUUUUAGCAGGAUUUGCAAGCGUAAACUAAAUAUCGUGGGCGUUGUACGAUAUCAUCAUCAAGUACGGGACAAUCCGAAUAUACUAAAGAUUAAGGAACAAAGCUCGUAAUAGUAAUAAGAGAAGGAAAAACGGGAAAAAGGAAGAACAGAGAAAGAGAGAAAAUAAGGAAAAAAAAUACUCCGGACAGUUAAGCAGAUGUUUAAAAAUUUAAAAAAUAAACAUAUAUUAUAUAUAUAUAUUAUAUAUAUAUAUAUAAAUUACGGAUCGUAAUAAAUUAUUAUGACGGAUAUUAUUAUAUUUAUGUGAGACCUUUAGCUGGCCUCGCGCUCUCCUAGAACGAUACCUCGAUUACACCUUCCGGCCGAGGGCGAGGCUACCUGUUACGUUUAACAUUUUGUUGUCAAAUUGUAAAUAUAUAACG